Molecule: messenger RNA, 3455 nt
Organism: Paramormyrops kingsleyae
Lineage: Eukaryota; Metazoa; Chordata; Actinopteri; Osteoglossiformes; Mormyridae
Product: pikachurin
Molecular function (GO): protein binding; calcium ion binding
Source: RefSeq, a predicted model, not a curated record
AAGAACAACUGAGUUCCUGUGCUGUAGCUGUUUACUUGUGACCUCAGAGGACCUCCCGAGUGAAUUCUCUGGAGCAGUGCAUUUCCUCACCAUGACGAGGGAUGAGGCAAGGUGAUCAGAGAUGACUGGAUAUGCCAGAACGCCUCUCUCCACCCUUAGACGUCCAGCUGAAGGUGCUGAACUGCACAGCUUUCCAAGUCCAGUGGAAGACGGCUCAGAGACCCACCAGCACCGUCGCUGGGUACAAGGUGUUCUACACCGAGAUGAUGAAGAGUCGCCCAGCCAGCCCUGCUGUGACAGUAGACCUGCCCCUGAACCUGGACACGCUGACCACUAGACAGUUUGGUGGAGAAGCAAGUUUUGACGUUGAGAUUGGGGAUCUGCGAGCAGGCACCGAGUAUCGAGUGAGCGUGGCGGCUUACGGCUGGGCGGGGGAGGGCCGUCCGAGCAAGUCCCAAGACAUCAGGACGUCAUCACAGGACACAUGCAUGCCUCCCUCUCCUCCAUCACAACCCAAGGCGACAGCAUUAUCAGCUACCAAGAUCGCGUUGUCAUGGAGACAGGACGGGGACCAUGGCAGUGCACCUGUUAAUCACUUUCAGGUGGCCUACAUCAGGCCGGAAUUAGACACAGAGUGGACGUCCAUCAAGGAGCCAACUGAAACCAACUCAGUGGUUGUGAAAGGCUUGGUUCCUGAUACGCUGUACCAGUUUGAGAUUCGAGCAGUGAACCAACAUGGAAUCAGCCCUCCCAGCACCAUAAGUGACCCAGUCUGGACAUUCAGUGCAGGGGACGUGGUCAGCGGUGGCCACGCCCCAUCGUACAUCACCCACUCACAUGGUGAAGACGGCGGUGUUUUAGGUGUGGAUGACUCCGAUCAGGGCAUUUACAUCAAGAAGCUGGAGCCGUUUCCUGCCAUCAGCGGCAGGAUAUGGCCACUCAGCUCGAGCACAGGGACGCCCCCAUCCGAAGCCGGAAGUGACACUGUGACCAGGGAGCUAGCCACCAAUGGUGUCGUCACCACCGCCAGCACACCCCCCACUCAGCCCUUCACCAGUCCCUCCCACACCUCCACCUCUGCCUCCUCCCUUAGCAUAUCCACACCCCUGCACCUUGCCCACAGUGCCCCCGUAACACGCAAGUGGACUGGCAGCGGGCCUCCCCUUCACAAUCUGCCCUGCGGGGAAAUCGUGUGUCCAGCAAACAGCUUCUGCAUCAAUGACCUCCAUAGAGGGGGCUCACGGUGUCACUGCAGCUUGGGACGAGGAGGGGACACCUGUACUGAAGAGGUGUCCAUCCAGUUUCCCAGGUUUCAUGGCUCCUCCUACUUGACCUUUGAGCCUUUGAAGAAGUCCUCUCAGGUGCUCCGUAUCAGCCUCGAGUUCAAGACGGACAUGGAGGACGGGAUGCUACUCUACUGUGGUGAGAAUGAGCACGGUCGGGGAGACUUCACCUCGCUUCUUGUCCACAACAGGCUGCACUUCAGGUUUGACUGCGGCACAGGUCCUGCCAGGAUCAUGAGCCGGGCUCCUGUGGUCCCUGGCCAGUGGCACAGCGUCACCAUCUACAGGGACGGCCCAAGCGGCUGGCUGGAACUGGAUGGCAGCGGCCGUGUGCUGGGCCGCUCACAGGGGAACUACACCAAGAUCACAUUCCACAGCCCGCUGUAUGUGGGGGGGUCCCCUAAUGCGUACGGGCUAGCCAGAGCGGUGGGCACCAGCCAGGGCUUCCAGGGCUGCAUACAGACACUCAGCAUCAACGCCAAGACCUUGGACCUCAGGCCCUGGCCUCGGGGCCUGGCGCUGGGUGGCACCAAUGUGGGUGAGUGCAGGGAAGCCAGGUGUGGAGUUGACACCUGUGCCAAUGGCGGCAUGUGCUUCUCCAGCCAGACCAGUGGCUCCAUCUGCCUGUGUCCCCUGGGCUUCCGCGGACCGCUCUGCCAGGAGUAUUUCUUGCUGUCCUUGCCGCACUUCAAUGAGUCUCUGCUGUCCUACUUCAGUGCCCCCUGGCCACAGUCCUCCCAGCACUAUCUCUCUUUUAUGGAGUUUGAAAUCACCUUCUUUCCUACUUCGCCUGACGGCACGUUGCUGUACAGUGAAGACACAGGCAGCCGGGACUUCCUGUCAGUCACACUGGCAGAUGGAUCCCUGGAGUUCCGCUUUGAUUGCGGCUCUGGGCCGGCCAUUCUCAGGAGCAAGGAACCAAUCAGUAUCUUUGGAUGGCACGAACUGCGUGUAUCUCGCACAGCCAAGAGCGGCAUCCUGCAAGUGGACAACCAGAUACCCAUCGAGGGCAUAGCUGAGGGAGCCUUCACACAGAUCAAUUGCAACACGCCUCUUUAUGUGGGGGGCGUGCCCAACUACAUCAGCACCAAGAGCAGUGCCUGUGUCCUGAGGCCCUUCAGUGGAAGUAUCCAGAAGAUCCUCUUGAAUGACCAUGUGCUCCACCUGACCCAGGGUGCUGCGGUGGGUGUGAAUGUGGAGAAUGCGCGGCAUCCCUGUAUAGAUAAUCCCUGUGCCAAUGGUGGCACAUGCCGGCCACGGUGGGACGAGUAUGAGUGUGACUGUCCACUUGGAUAUGAUGGAAGACAUUGUCAGAAAGAGUGUGGAAACCACUGUUUGAACAUGGUGACAGACGCCAUUGAAACUCCUCAGUUCAUUGGGCGAAGCUACCUCACCUAUGACAAAAAGGACAUCCUCAGGAGAGUCUCUGGUUCGAGGACAAAUGUGUUCAUGCGAUUUAAGAGCACAGCCAAGGAUGGACUUUUACUGUGGAGGGGAGACGGUCCAAUGAGAGUCAACACUGACUUCCUAUCCUUGGGGCUGCAGGACGGAGCAAUUGUCUUCAGCUACAACCUGGGCAGUGGCAUCGCCACGGUGAUGGUGAAUGGCACGUUCGGAGAUGGCCGAUGGCACAGAGUCAAGGCCGUCAGAGACGGACCAUCUGGGAAGCUGACAGUGGACGAUUAUGGAGCCAAAACGGGUCGGUCACCAGGGAAGAUGAGACAGCUCAACAUCCAUGGCGGUCUGUAUGUGGGAGGCUUGAAGGAAAUUGCCCUGCACACCAACAAGCAAUACAUGCAGGGUCUAGUGGGCUGUAUCUCCCACUUCAUUCUUUCCACCGACUACCACCUUUCUCUAGUAGAAGAUGCUACUGACGGCAAGAACAUCAACACCUGUGGCAACUAGGGAGGUACUGCCCCCCACUGCCCUGGAGGACUGCCAGAAAUCACAUAGCUGGCACAGCACGAAAUUCAAAGGGUUUAUGGUUUGUGUUGAUAUAAGCCAUGAAAACCAUUACAACAGAUAUGAGUUUAUUUUUUUGGUCUUUGUAGAAAUAUGAUGAAUCAUAAAUAAUUUGGAUGGGGUUCCAAAUGUGUAGAUCAUGGCUGGAAAGGGUGAUGCCAGUUGGGACACCAGCAGGAGUGUGGUCAAUGGGGUGGGGUCAUUUUGGGA